AUGAUAUCAGAAAACUAUGCGGGGGCCGGGCCCAGCAGGGCCGGCCCCGAAAAAAACUGCGUCAAUCUCGACGGCGCCGCCGGCCAGCACGACGCGGACGCCAGCGCGCCCACCGACGCCGGCGGCCCCGGCGACGCCCGCAGCCCGCGCGCGCUCGCGCACAACAUCAGCAUCAACGUAACGGACGCCGACUCGCCCCCCGGUGUGCGCCGCCGCAUACACCUGCGCUCGCUCAGCGACGUCACGCCGGCCGCGCGUUCACCCGUCGCGCGCGCGCGCUCUCACUCCGAGCGGCCGCGCGCCUCGCCCGCGCCGUCGCCCGCCGCCUCGCCCGCGCCGUCGCCGCGCCGCCCGCCCGCCGGCCUGACACCCGCGCCGCUGCCGCGCGCCGUGCGCAGCGAGCGCUCGUCGCCCGACGCGUCGCUGCACGCGCUGGCGGACGAAGCGCGCGGCCGGCCCGAGCUGGACCCGUGGCGCAAGAUGAGCGAGCUGGACCUGGGCCGCGCGGGGCGGCAGGCACGCGCCGCGCUAGACCCGUGGGUGCGCAAGCCGGCGCGGCGCGCGGCGUCGCGCGACUCGGUGGGCGACGGCGCGCGCGUGCGUCGCGGGCGGCUGGAGCGCGCGGGCGGCGUGUGCGACGCGUGCGGCGGCGCGCCGUGCGAGUGCUGGCGCAGCGCGUGCACGUGCUCGCCGCGCGCGUCGCCGGCGCGCCUGCAGCCGCGCGGACCGCCGCGCGCGCACUCGCACGACGAGGGCCGGCCGCGGCGCCUGUACAAGUCGUCGUCGCAACGCGCACUGGCAGUGCCUCGCGCGCCCGACGCGCCGGACCCGCUGUUGGAGACUACGUGCUGA
This is a messenger RNA of Maniola jurtina (meadow brown), 852 nucleotides long. RefSeq names its product ESX-1 secretion-associated protein EspK-like. The coding region runs from base 1 to 852 and encodes 283 amino acids. The record is from RefSeq and is a predicted model, not a curated record. The transcript has 2 exons. NCBI's taxonomy places the organism in Eukaryota, Metazoa, Arthropoda, Insecta, Lepidoptera, Nymphalidae.